Dentiscutata heterogama is the source of this 2188-nucleotide messenger RNA. The record is from the annotation of a GenBank genome assembly. NCBI's taxonomy places the organism in Eukaryota, Fungi, Glomeromycota, Glomeromycetes, Diversisporales, Gigasporaceae.
UGAUGUACCACUGGUUGAAUUUAUAAAUCCAAAUGAAACAAAUAUAACUCAAAGCAUUCCAAGUCAAUCCCGAAGUCAUAAUUCAGGAAAUAUUUCUUCCUCAAUAUCACCCUCAAUAACGUUAAACAAUGAUGAUGACAUUUUCUCUCAUGAUCACGGUGACCAGCAAGAGAAUACUAUGCCUUCAUUUCUUAGUAGAAGAGUAACAACUGGAUCUGAUGAUAAUGAAGAGAAUUAUGUCGAAAUGACAAAUAUUUCCAAACGUUUAAGCUUAACCAGUGAGUUUGCAUUCGACAACAUUGAUGAUAGUGAUACGGCCAAACUAACUAAAAAUCUGGUGGAUUACUCGUCAGAAAAGAAAUAUAAGCAAAUAUCUUUUGACCAUGAUGAAGAUAACUCUCACGACCCCAAUCUACUCGAUCGUAUACCUUCAUUCAACCAAUUCAGAAGGUUAAGUAGGAUGGUUACUAGAGCUUCUUCUCGUGUUGUUAACUUGGCAAAUGUUCCACUUGAUCAACUUUCAAAAGAAGGUGACCUAUCAGAAGAAAAGAUCCUCUCUAUUACUCGGGAAAGAAAUUCUAAUUUAUCAGAAAGAGGUAGAUCAUUAGAAAAUCCUCCAAAAGUUGUAAAAAAUAAAUCAAUAUUGGAAGGUCGAUCCCUAUAUAUAUUUGGCCCAGAUAAUCCUGUGAGAUUGGUCUUUUACGAAAUUUUGAGUAAUCCAGCGACGGAAACUUUUAUACUAUUUUUAAUUGUGGCCAAUAUCAUACUAUUGGUUAUUGAUGCGUGGGAUACAGUCAGCCCUGAUAACCCUCGAAGAACCACAUGGGGAAGCUCUUUCGUUGACUAUGGAUUAUUGGUCAUAUUCAUUUUAUACACGUUAGAGAUUAUUGCUCGAAUAGUCGUAUCUGGUUUUAUCAUCAACCCUGAUAAUAAUGGUGAGUCGUUUGAGACGACUCCUCAGGCAAAAACAAAACCAUCCUCAAUUACAUCAACGAAUAAUCAAAAAGGGCAAUUCCUACCCGGUACUAAACGAUCUAUUUUUAAAGCUGCAUUCCUUCGACACAGUUUUAACAGAAUAGAUUUGGUAGCGAUUAUAUGUUAUUGGAUUGAUUUAGUGUUAACGUUUUAUGGAGUAUCACAUGUUUAUGUAUUUAAAGCCUUAUCUACUUUAAGGAGUCUUAGAUUAUUAACUGUUACAAGUGGUGGCUCUACUAUUCUACAAUCUUUAAAAACAAGCGCUCCUUUAUUAGCUAAUGUGAUGACUUUUAUUAGUUUCUUUUUUGUCAUCAUUAGUAUUAUUGGUAUUCAAGCUUUCAAGGGCUCAUUUAGGAGACAAUGUGUAUGGGUAGAUCCAAGUGGAAAUUCCAAUUUUACACUUACACAACAAUGGUGCGGUGGAUACAUUGGACAAGAUGGCAAUCAUUAUCCAUAUAUACCAACAGAGGUUAUCCCAUUACAAAAACCAAUCCCUAAAGGUUACCUUUGUCCUGUUGGACAAGAAACCGCGAAUCCAUACAACAAUAUGGUGUCUUAUGAUAAUAUUUUUUCUGCAAUGAUCCUAACUUUUGUGCUCGCUGCAACUCAAAAUUGGACCGAUCUUUUAUACAGAACAAUGGAUACUGAUUAUGGAUGGUCUACUUUAUACUUUGUAUUAUCUCUCCUUAUUUUAAAUUUCUGGCUGAUUAACUUGUUUGUUGCCGUGAUCGUUGCUGUAUUUGAAAAAAUUCGUGAAGAAACUUCUCAUUCUGCAGCUGCACCAGUAUUGUUGGAUGAUGAAGGAAAAUGGACGUUAAAGGAUCAUAAAAAAGUUGAAACAAAUCGACUAGGCAUAAUAAUGAAAAAAAUAAAAUACUUGUUUGUCUUUUUUAUAUUCAUCGACUUAUUUAUCAUGGGAUGUAGAACUUUUGAUAUUUCUCCUGGCACAGCAAUGUUUAUAGAUCGAGCCGAACUAGUUUUCACAUUAAUUCUUGCGGCAGAGAUUAUUUUGAGAUUUUUUUCUUAUGCUCCAAAAUAUCGGUUUUUUUUUCGUUCACGAGCGAAUACUUUUGACCUAUUUCUUGUCUUAGUUACAUGUUUUAUACAAAUUCCACCUAUCAAGUCUUCCAAUGCGUAUCCUUAUUUAACAAUAUUUCAAAUAGUUCGAGUAUAUCGUAUUGUUGUCGCGAUUCCUCGUCUAAAGAAUGUGUUG